UGUACGUGCUUCACUUCAAACCAUGGAGUCAUCUCUCUAUCUUGCCUUUGUGGUAACUCUCGUCUGUGCCGCUAUCACUAUUGUUGAUGGCGAGUUUGACAAGAAGAUGUUAAUAGAACAUGCGAGGACGUGUAUGAAGGAGGGAAAUUUAAGCAAGGAGGACAUGGAAGCUGUCAAGAAACACGAGUAUUCUGAAGAAAAAUACAAGUGCUUCAUCAUGUGUAUUGGCGAAAAGUUAGGAUAUAUAAAGAACUUUAAGUUUGAUGAGGCAGGAGCCUUAAACGCGACAGAGGCUAUUUUUGGUGAUGACGUUGACAAAAAACAAAAAGCUGGACAGAUAGUAAAGGACUGUGCUCAGAAGUUACAAGAAAACCCAGGUAAAGGAUGUGACAUUGGACCCUCGGCAGCAGAGUGCUUGGAGAACGGGAUCCUUGAAAAAGGGGUGAUGGAACAGAGUGAAUAUACCCCGUAACGUUGAGCCAAUACGCUACCCUGCACGCUGGCCAAAAUGAUGUGAUUUUAUAAAUAAUUUACAUUAAAAUGAUUGUUUUUCUUGGAAUAAAUAAACCAUUCAU
This is a messenger RNA of Homalodisca vitripennis (glassy-winged sharpshooter), 575 nucleotides long. RefSeq lists its product as uncharacterized. NCBI's taxonomy places the organism in Eukaryota, Metazoa, Arthropoda, Insecta, Hemiptera, Cicadellidae. The coding region runs from base 23 to 472 and encodes 149 amino acids. Gene Ontology annotation, biological process: sensory perception of smell. The transcript has 7 exons. The record is from RefSeq and is a predicted model, not a curated record. Gene Ontology annotation, molecular function: odorant binding.